UUUCUCAGUCUUCGAUGCAUGCAUGGUGUUGCAGUCUUAUACGCUGUAAUGAAGAGCUAAUAAGAAGUGAGAUAGCUGUUGUGGCAGGUUGGACAGACAGAGCAGCUGGAACAGUUUGUGAAACUCUUGAAGUUUCAACCCGACAAGACUCUCCUCUGCACACCCGGCUUCAAUCUGGUGAUCACUCCUCCAUUGUGAGCUCGCCUGUCGGCCAAUCAGCCGGCGCCCUGCAGUGUUUAAACCCCGGAUCCGGUAGCAGAUUUUACAGAAAAACAAAGCCAGUGACCCAGAGAGGAAAGGUUGAGAAGCCGCAAACAAGACGCUCCUGUCUAAGCCCAUUGUUUUGGACUGAGAACACACUCAUCUCAAAAAUCCAGUCAGCAUAACAAGAACCAACGGUCUGCCUGCUGAUACCCUCCAAGGUCACCGUGAACGUUUCCACGACCAGUUCCACAGCCUGAAGACCUUCUUCAACAAAGCCUGAUCCACAUCCCCAAGCUACCUGAUGACAGACGGUGUGAACGGCGUCUUGUUGGACUUGAAUUCAACUGAAUUAUGUGGAAAUAUAGGAAAGACCAAUAAUCCAAACAGAUGAGACGCCUCGCCCUUCUCUGCAGCUACUGUUCUGAAUCGACUGCAAUGUAAUACGACACAAAAUCAGUUGAAGUAAUAAAGGGAGGUGAUAACACUGAAAAUGAAGAAGUGCCUCUUCCUCUCCUUCCCUUGUGUUUUACUGCUGUGUCUUUACAAUGGCUGGCUGAGAAGACUCGGCAGUCUGACAGCCAUAAAUCCAACCGCCGUCUGUAACCGCGGCAGCAACAGCAGCAGAAAUGUAACCAUCUUGUUGUGGUACUGGCCCUUCGGCAUGUCUAAUAAUCUGGAGGGUGACGUGUGCUGGGACCUCUACCGCAUCCCUCACUGCAGACUGGUGGACAAGCGCUCCUUGUUCUCUUCGGUUGAUGUGGUGGUCUUCCACAACAGAGAGCUGAUUCAGGGACGCCAGAAACUGCCGUUAGCUCUUCCACGGCCACAGUGCCAGAGGUGGGCCUGGAUGUCCCUGGAGGCCCCCGUUCACAAUGGAAACUUGCGACAGUUUGCAAAUAUUUUCAACAUGACGAUAACCUACAGGAGGGAUUCUGACGUCGCUGCACCAUAUGGCAAGCUGCUACCAAAGGAGACCGGAGGACAUCCGGUGGCAAACGACCUUCGGAAUAAGAGCUCUCUGGUCUGUUGGGUGGUCAGCAACUACCAGAGGCACCAGAAGAGAAGCCAAGUGUACAGCGAGCUCAAUGCCGCAGCUCCUGUGAAGGUUUAUGGGCAAUGGACAAAGAACAGCCUCUCCUCCACUGACCUCUUACCGACAAUCUCUCGCUGCUACUUCUAUUUGGCCUUUGAGAACUCAUUGUCCAAAGAUUAUAUCACGGAAAAGUUGUGGAAGAAUGCUUAUCAAAGUGGGGCAGUUCCUGUUGUCCUUGGACCGCCGCUGACCGAUUACAAAGCUGUGGCCCCACCUAAUUCCUUCAUCCACAUUGAUGAGUUUGCGUCGGUAAAAGAGUUAGGAAAGUAUCUACAAGAGCUGGCAAAGGACAAGAAACGCUACGAUGAAUAUUUCACCUGGAAACAAGAGUGGAACGUGAAACUGUACAUAGACUGGAGAGAGAGACUCUGUAAGAUCUGUUUACAGUACGACAGUUUACCUCGGCAGAAAGUGUACUCUGAUUUAAGUGCCUGGGCCAAUUCUUAAAUAAGAUCUGAGUUGGAGCAGUUGUGGCUCAUUAUUAAUAAAUGAAUGAUAAAUGUUAUCCCAUUGGUUACACAGACAUCAUGCGUUUCCGCAUUAGGAUUAACAUGGUUUCUUUUUAAUGUUAUUUGUGAUGCAGUUGCCAUUCUUUUGCUGUGCUACUUGAAUAAAUUAAAUCACAUCCCAGAGACUCAGACAACAUUUUCCAAACAUUUUGAGGCAUUUCUUCAUUUAGCAAUAAUCUCUUACAGAAGUAUUAAGAUAAUUUGCUUUGGUGAUUCAACUUGUGGUCAGAAGCAUCCAGUUUGGAUGAAUUAUCUUUAAGAUGUCUUUAUCUUGACUGUAACUCGAGUCCACCACUGGCAAGUUGACUUUACUGGUUACGGUUUAGAAACGCACAAUCCUGUGUAAAUGUUCACACAAGCCACCCUGCAUAUCAGGACACAAACAUGCCAUAAAGUCCCUAUAGUGGUGAUGCACAAGUCCCUAUGGUGAAGCAUGGCAGUGGCAGCAUCUCAUUCUGCCUUGUUAUCCUAGUUUUUUGUGUAUUUGUCUAUUUCUGUGUAAGUACGUUGAGAGCAACGGAAAAAAAACAGUCAUAUUCCUUGUAUGCGUACGCAUACAUGGCCAAUAAAGCUGAUUCAAUUCAA
Hippoglossus stenolepis (Pacific halibut) is the source of this 2391-nucleotide messenger RNA. RefSeq names its product alpha-(1,3)-fucosyltransferase 7. Gene Ontology annotation, molecular function: alpha-(1->3)-fucosyltransferase activity. The coding region runs from base 695 to 1744 and encodes 349 amino acids. The transcript is spliced from 8 exons. Gene Ontology annotation, cellular component: membrane. Lineage: Eukaryota; Metazoa; Chordata; Actinopteri; Pleuronectiformes; Pleuronectidae. The record is from RefSeq and is a predicted model, not a curated record.